Maudiozyma saulgeensis is the source of this 1122-nucleotide messenger RNA. NCBI's taxonomy places the organism in Eukaryota, Fungi, Ascomycota, Saccharomycetes, Saccharomycetales, Saccharomycetaceae. The record is from the annotation of a GenBank genome assembly.
AUGUCUCUACCAACUACCAUGAAAGCUGUUGUCAUUGAAGGUAAAGCUCCUGUCAUUAAGACUGUCCCAUUACCAAACCUACCAAAGGGUUACUUAUUAAUUAAACCAAAGGCUGUUGCUGGUAACCCAACCGAUUGGAAACAUAUCGAGUUCGGUAUGGGUCCUCAAGGUUCCCUUGUUGGUUGUGAUAUUGCUGGUGAAAUUGUUCAAUUAGCUGAUGGUGUUGACUCUAAGGAAUUCCAUGUUGGUGAUUACGUUUAUGGUUUCAUCCACGGUGCUUCUGUUAGAACUCCAGACAAUGGUGCUUUUGCUGAAUAUGUUGCCUUAGAUUCUCAAUUGAGUUUCCAUACUCCAGCUGACAUUCAUUUCAGCGGUAAGAAUAAUAUCCCAGAAGGUGCUAUCAACACAUUCGAAGGCGCUGCCACUAUUCCUUGUUCUUGGACCACUGCUGGUGUCACUUUAUUCUAUCAUUUCAAUAAGAAAUACGAAUGGGAAGCUACCAAGCCACAAGAAGAUUCUCCAUUAUUGGUUUGGGGUGCUGCUACUGCUCUUGGUCAACCAAUGAUUCAACUAGCUAAGAAGUACAACUGUUUCUCUAAGAUUAUCGCUGUGGCCUCUAAGAAGCACGAAAAACAAUUAAAGGAAUACGGUGCUGAUGAAAUCUUUGACUAUCACGAUGCUGAUGUAAUCCAACAAAUCAAGGCUAAAUACCCAAACAUUACUACAUUGUUGGACUGUGUCUCUAGUGAAACAACUUUGAACCAAACUUAUCAAUGUGCUUCUGAAACCAGUAAAGCUACUGUUAUGAACUACAUGGGUCUAACUAUUGAUGCAAUCAAGCCAGAAUUCAAGAGAGAGAACGUUGAUGUCACCAGUACCAUUAUUUACUUGUCUCUUGGUUAUGAUGUUCCAUUAUUCGGUAGUGUCAUUCCAAAGGAUGAUGCUUACAGAGCUCACGUUGUCGAAUUCAUCAAACAAAUCAACCCACAUUUCUUAAAGGGAGAAUUCCACCACAUUCCAGUCAAGGUCUAUCAAAAUGGCUUAGAAGGUGCUGUUCAAAUUGUCAAGGAUAUCCAAGCUGGUAAGACCUCUGGUGAAAAGUUUGUCUCAGUCUUCAACUAG